Messenger RNA from Clonostachys rhizophaga, 1698 nucleotides. NCBI's taxonomy places the organism in Eukaryota, Fungi, Ascomycota, Sordariomycetes, Hypocreales, Bionectriaceae. The record is from the annotation of a GenBank genome assembly.
AUGACAGACAUUACCAAGACCUCCGCCGGCGAUACCACGGCCGGCGUCGAUCCCGAGAAGAAUGCCAUUCAGGAGUCAUCGCCACAUGUUUGGACCAACAAGACACUCAUCUCCAUGUUCGUCAUGCUGUAUCUUGUCUCGUUCAUUGAUAUCCUCCUUCAAUCAGUCCAGUCAUCUUUGAACCCUUACAUUACCUCCUCCUUUGGAAAGCACGGUCUUCUGAAUGUCGUUUCUAUUCUUUCCACCGUUCUCAGUGGUGCCACCAAGCUUACACUAGCUAAAGUUGUCGAUAUUUGGGGCCGUAUCGAGGACUUUAUCGUUAUGUUGCUCAUUGUCACCAUUGGGUUGAUCAUGAAGGCUACCUGCCAGACCAUUGAAGUCUACGUUGGAGCCCACGUUCUCUAUUGGACAGGCCAUAUCGGUCUCAUGUACAUUAUCGACAUUAUGAUCGCCGAUAUGACCACCCUCAAGAACCGUAUGAUUAUCGCGGGCAUUAACGGUACCCCGACGAUUUGCUCAACCUUUGCGGGUCCCAAGAUUGCCGAGCUGUUCUAUACAAACGUCAACUUCAGAUGGGCAUUCGGUGCUUUCGCGAUCAUGCAGGUUGGAAUUUGCCUUCCAGUCUUCCUCGUCAUGCUCUUGGAGCAGCGCAAGGCUACCAAGCAAGGUCUCAUUAAGCCCAAGGAGGCUUCUGGCCGCAACAUCAUCAAGUCCCUCUGGUAUUACUUUAUCGAGCUCGAUGCAUGUGCUAGUUAUCGGGCUCAUCUUGAUUGUUGCUGCCUUUUCCCUAUUCCUCCUACCUUUCAGCUUAGUCUCCUACCCCCCAUACGGCUGGAAGACAGGCUACAUCAUCGCAAUGAUUAUCAUCGGUAUUCUUUGCUUACUGCCUUCGCUCUCUGGGAGUGGAAGGUUGCACCCGUUCAAUUCAUCCCCUGGAAGUAUCUCAAGAACCCUACUAUUCUGGGUUCUUGCCUUCUCUACGGUGCAAUGUUCAUCUCUACAUUCUGCUGGGACGCGUAUUUCUACUCAUACCUGCAGGCUGUGAACAGGCUCAGCAUUACCACCGCUGGUUAUGUCCUGAACGCCUAUUCCCUCAGUUCCGCCGUCUUUGCCCCCUUCAUCGGAGCUGUCAUUAGCUACACUGGAGACUUUAAGUGGUCUGCCAUUGCUGGUGUCCCACUGAUGCUUCUUGGAACAGCUCUCCUUAUCCCACUCCGAACCCCUGAAACCGGUCCUGGCCUAAUUACCAUGACCCAGAUUUUCGUUGGUGUUGGUGCUCAGCUAUUCGCAUCUUGCGGUCAGCUCGCCGUCCAGGUCGCUGUCACACACCAUGAAAUUGCCGUCGUGCUCGCCAUCUGGGGCAUGUUUGGCUCCUUCGGUGCAGCAAUCGGCAACGCGAUUGCCGGCGCGCUUUGGAACAACAUCCUCCCCGAGCAGCUGCUCCUCCGCCUUCCCGAAUCUGUGAAGAACCAGUCUGCCACUAUCUACGGUGACAUGGUUCUGCAAAUGAGUUUCGAAGAUGGCAGCCCAGAGCGAGAAGCUAUUGUGGGUGCUUACGGCUACCUCCAGCGAAGAAUGGUGAUCGCCGGUGCUUGCUUCAUGCCCCUCUGUCUCUUUGCGAUCUUUGUUUGGAAGAAUACCAACAUCAGGAAGCUUCAGAGCGAGCAAGGUAUCCAGACCAAGGGCAGAGUCUUCUAA